Cladophialophora yegresii CBS 114405 is the source of this 2646-nucleotide messenger RNA. RefSeq lists its product as uncharacterized. The coding region runs from base 1 to 2646 and encodes 881 amino acids. Lineage: Eukaryota; Fungi; Ascomycota; Eurotiomycetes; Chaetothyriales; Herpotrichiellaceae. The transcript has 2 exons. The record is from RefSeq and is a predicted model, not a curated record.
AUGCGUCCUUUUCGAUUCCUACUGUUACUUAUAUUCUUCGUUGCUCUCCCUAUAGCGCUGACCUUCUGGUCGUUCGUCGCGGCCGGUGCCGAGAGCCCUGCAGAUUCAUUUAAUGCUGGCUACAAUACCAGGCCAAGUCGCUUAAGGGCGCUCUUCUCAUUCUCGACCCCCUCCUCCUUGUUUCCACCCUCGGCUGUCAUUAGCCUUACCAACGACAACUCGACCUUCUUCUUGGCGCGGCCUGCUGCCUUCGGACCAAGCCUGCCAUCGAGGGGGCUGAGUGGACAACUAUGGGUAGGAAAGGGUUUUGGGGACGAUGCCUUGUUAAAGGAGGAGAAUCUCCAUCUAGCAGGAUGGGAACUUGGUUGCUCAGACGUUCCAGGUUGGGCUGAAGAAAAGGCACAGAGCAUCAAACACGUGACGGCUGUCACACACGAUGGAGGAAAGACAAGACUGCCCAGAAGCCUGGACAGUAUUGGGACCGAACACGACAACGUCGCAAUGGAUGGGUCCCUAAUCGAAGACGACGGUACUGACGACUAUCUGCACCGUCCACUUCGUGAUUCGAACCCUGCAACCUCUGGCCAACCUGGCGAGCCUGCAAAAGCCGAGUCGGACAAGAACAAGACGCCUACACAUGCCGAUAUUGAGUCCUUACAGGAAAGCGCUGCUAUCGCAGGCAAGAUCGUCAUGCUCAGUCGGGGCGGUUGCGGAUUCCUGGAAAAGGUCAAGUGGGCUCAGCGUCGUGGAGGCAUCGCCCUGAUCGUGGGAGACAACGAAAAGGGUGCGCAGUUGACCAUCAUGUAUGCCAAGGGCGAUACUUCCAACGUCACAAUACCGGCACUCUUCACGUCAUAUACUUCCGCUCAUCUGCUCUCUUCGCUUGUCCCAGCUGAAGAGAAGGGCGAUGAGGAAACCAACACCGUGAACUCCGGGAAAAGUCCAAACCAAAACCAGGAGGAAAACAAGCCUGUUUUUACAUCUACGAAGCCCUCGCGCUCGCGAGCUACCACUGUACAAGGGGACAAGGAAGAAACAGACAACAGCUGGGUAGGCAAUGUAUUGUCAGCCAUGGGCCUUGACGACAAUUCUCCAUUUUCGCAACACGAGGACAGCCGCCGACCUCCCAGCAGUGGAAAUGUAGAAUGGGUGCUAGUAGAAGACUGGAAGGAAGAAGCACGCCCAGAUCCUUUGGAGGAGGCAAAUACGGUCCCUAGUCUUCCCACCUCGUCUGCAACGGCAGCCAGGCCUAAAGCCACGAGCGCGAAACGCCCAGGCGAAGACGACUUCGUAAUUGGUGUCCAAGAUUGGCGAGACGCUGACCUCGUUGCACCGAAGCCCGCCACUACCUCAUCGAGUAGUGCCGGAAAGGCCGGGAAGGAUGUUGUUCAAGAUACGCUCAGCUUGGUGAAGACAUCAAGCAGUCCAGAAGCCACUCUCAAGGGCGGCAGCAUCACGCCGGGAAGUGGAGAGUAUGAUCACGAGAAAUCUGAACCUCUGAACCGCUUCAACCGUGGCAAAGCUCCUACAAAUCAAAGAUACGGCCAUGACACGGACCGUCAAAGUAGAGAAAGGGCCUCGUGGCUCGAUGUCUUCCGGUCUGGUGCGUCUCCAAAGAAGUCGGACGGAGGACCUUCUGCAGAGCAGAGCAGUCAGGGAGAGAAGGUUCCAAGUACCAAUUCAGCAGCACCGGAACAAGACAACGAGCACACUGGCUUGUGGGUAACCCUCACACCUACCAGCGUCUCGACCAGCCCGUUCUUCGACACUCUACUGGUCCUGGUCGUCAGUCCGCUCGUGACUUUGACGGUUGUGUACGCACUUCUACUCCUGCGCUCGCGUAUCCGACGAAGGAGAUGGCGUGCACCAAAGUCCGUGGUCGACCGGUUACCAGUCCGGACAUACCAUACGAUGACCACAGCCUCCUCGACAACAUCGGCACAAGCAUCCCCAGAGCAUGCAUCACCCACCUCUCCACUCCUUAUCUCGACGAGUCAGAACGUCUCUCAGCGCCCUCGGCCACGCUCGCAGACGACUGCAGGCAGUUUCGCGGGUGGCACGAGCGCCGAGAGUCAAUUUUCACAGCCCAGAAGCCCUCAAAACGAGAAGUUAACCACCUCUCCGAAACCUGCAAAACGAAAACGCUACACUGGCCGGCAAGUUGAAUGCGUCGUCUGCCUCGAAGAGUACGUCGAUGGCGAAAGCCAAGUCAUGUCCCUCCCUUGCGGACAUGAAUUCCAUGCCGAGUGCAUCACGCCGUGGCUGGUGACCAGGCGGCGGACUUGCCCAAUCUGUAAGGGCGAUGUAGUACGGAGCAUGGCCCGCCAGCGGGCACCACAUGUCGCCGAAGGUGACGAGGAGGAGGAUAGCAGCGCCGAAACCGGCAUGCGCCACGACGAGAGUACGAGCGAUGAUAUACAGAACCGCGUCGCCCAGACAGUCAACGAGGAGCCAAGUGCCGCCAUUCCCAUCCCUACCAUCGGUCGCGAGGAUGAAGAUAUCGAACUCGGCCAGGACCCGGAUGUUCCCCUGCUGGGAGGCGACGAGUCCGGACAGUCCAUGUGGAGGAACAUUGUCAGCGCAAGCGUUAAUCGCCUGAGUGGCGAUACGCUAUGGAGACAGACGCCCGUCGACCGGAACCGAUGA